AUUUAAACAGGUGGAGAAGAUGGAAGCGGUAAUUGCCUGACGCCCAGGAUAUAAUAACGCAGUUCUAGACAGGCAUAAAGCUCACGCUAUCACCCUAGCUUGCCUGUCCUUGCCGGUCUAGGUACCACUGACCUGUCGUGUCUUGUCGUGUCUUUACUUGCUGACCUUUGAUGUCCAAGCAUCUUUAAUGUCCGAGCAUCUUUAAUGUCCAAGCAUGGCACGUCCAGAUGCCUCCAGCUGCUUCUCGGGAUUCGAAUUAGGGUCGGGAUUAGAAAAGCCUUCAAGGAGAGAAAAACCCCAGCAGCUAGCGUGCGACAGAUGUCGCGGCCAGAAACUCCGGUGCAUGCGGAGUGCGAGCCCCAAUGCUCCCUGCGAGAGGUGCCAGAAAGCCGGGGCAACAUGUAUCAUCGAUUCAUCGGUGCGCAUGGGCAGGCCGAAGAGGACACCCAAAAACCAGUCGGGAGAAAGCAGUGGAAGCUCCCGCAAUCCAUCCCAACCAAGACGUUCGCCGCCUUUGGCCACCAAGUCAUCUCAAACGACCACCACUGUCGACUUCACCCCCAACAGCGACGCUUGGUUGGUGCAUGGACUCGACGACACGCCGAUUGAUCCAACGCUACAAAGUGUCACGAUGCAGUAUCUAGACUCGUUUGACUUUGCUCUCCAUGGGGAAGCCACGGGCGAAGAUGAGUCGGCGGGCAGACCGACAGAGCACUAUCUCGAUCCGACUUUGGAUCUGUCCUUGGGCGAAUCGAUUCCGGCUCUCACCGAGGACGAAGGUGCAGCAGUCGAUGCUACCGAGACACUCAACGACUACAGUCGCUUUCCGCCGAUGCGCCAAGAAACAAUGCAGGAGUUGUCGGACCUGAACAUGCAGCUGUCCCGACAGUUGGGCGCCGUAGGUUCCACGGCAAACAAGCACACGAACAUCCACUCAGGCGCAGGCUUGACAGCCUUGGCUACACCACGGGGCGAGAACCGUACUCUCUGCGAUGUUGUCGUCUUCAUGAUGCACGGCCUUCAGACAUACCACAGGCUGCUCGUCGAGAUUCUCGGUUUCACGGGGCCGACUCACUCCGCCAUGUACGACUCACGCGACAAUCCCAAGUCCAGCGCUGUGACUGCCAGCCUACUGAGCCCGAUUGAAGGCGUGGACUGCGAGGACUCGAGGGGCCGCAUGGCUGAGGCGACAGGUCGGCCGCCGCGGAAAAGACUUCGAUCAGAUAACCGUGUCGAGUUUACCGCGCGGCAUGACUCGUCCCAGAGUGCUAAUCUUGACAUGCCCACGAGUCUUCUGCUACUUUCCUGUCACACAAAUCUCAUAUACCUUUGUCGAGACGCGUUCGCAGCCAUUCGAGCGGCAUUGUCCACCACAAAUGGCCACAUCACCCUCUUCACCAUCUCAUUCCUCAAUAACGACGCCAUGUCGAUGCCACCCGAUCCAGAUCUGCAGAUCAUUGUUCUCAUCCAGGCUGUGAUUGGGAUGAUAGAUAGAAUCGGACGCUUGCUCGGCUACCCAGACGACUGCGAGGUCGAUUCUGGUGGCGAGAGAUGCGAGAGCAAUGCUCGCAGCAGUGCGAUCCCCCGGCGGCUCCUUGAUCUGCUGCUGAGAAGCGAAACAUGCGGGGAGGGCCCUGCGGAUAGAGUAGGAACUAAAGCACUGAGGGAAGAGAUUCGCCGGCUUCAUGAGCUUGUUUACAAGCCAGUGUGAAGGGCAUUGAUGUGUGACAUUAGAGCGGUC
This is a messenger RNA of Ilyonectria robusta, 1741 nucleotides long. RefSeq lists its product as uncharacterized. Gene Ontology annotation, biological process: regulation of DNA-templated transcription. The transcript has a single exon. The record is from RefSeq and is a predicted model, not a curated record. The coding region runs from base 215 to 1711 and encodes 498 amino acids. Gene Ontology annotation, molecular function: DNA-binding transcription factor activity, RNA polymerase II-specific; zinc ion binding. Lineage: Eukaryota; Fungi; Ascomycota; Sordariomycetes; Hypocreales; Nectriaceae.